AUGACGAUUAAGUCGCAAUUACUCUUUAUGAUCUAUGCUGCCCUGAAUAUAUUCUUUGGGAUGGCCAGCAUUGGGCUGCUCACUGUGGUGGCCAUUGAUAGAUAUAUAAGCAUCUGCAGACCUGAUAUAGGCCAGAAGAUGACUACACACUCCUAUACACUGUUGGUUAUGGCUGCAUGGCUCAACGCAGUGUUUUGGUCCACCAUGCCCAUUGUAGGUUGGGCUAGUUAUGCUCCUGAUCCAACUGGAGCCACAUGCACUAUCAACUGGAGGAACAAUGAUGCGUCCUUUAUCUCCUACACGAUGGCUGUGAUUUCUGUUAACUUUAUCAUACCACUCUCUGUCAUGUUCUAUUGCUAUUACAAUGUUUCAGUCACCAUGAAGAGGUACAAAGAAAGCAACUGCCUGGACAGUAUUAACAUCGAUUGGUCAGACCAGAUAGAUGUAACUAAGAUGUCUAUUGUGAUGAUUGUGAUGUUCUUGGUGGCCUGGUCUCCAUACUCUGUUGUGUGUCUAUGGGCAUCUUUUGGCGAUCCUAGAACGAUUCCUGCAUCGAUGGCCAUCAUCGCACCACUCUUUGCAAAAUCUUCCACCUUCUACAACCCCUGCAUCUAUGUUAUCGCCAACAGGAAGUUCAGAAGAGCCAUCAUGGGGAUGCUGCGUUGCCAGACCAGACGACAUGUCACCAUUAACAACCAAGUUCCUAUGACGAUCUCACAAAUGGCUCUUAACCAGUAACCUCUAAUAAUGCCGACAAAGCCCAUCGUGUCCUUUGCUUAGCCCUGUGUGCUCACACUACCUAGCACCAUAGGAUGUAGUAGAUUGUUUGCCACUAAAUAUAAUUUAAACAUUGCAUUAUGUGAAGAGCCUCUUUUAAACAGAAUUUCAGCGUGGAAAUGAACUUCGCUUCAUCACCAUAGAUAUUCCAGUAAGGACUUAACUCAAAGGAAAGAAAAUUAUUUGUAGGUUGUGAUGAAAUCUUUGACCCCACUGUUAUUUUUGUUUAAUACACUAAAUGUAAAUACAUUAAUUCUAGUUUUAUAAUGCAUUUAGUGUGUAAUAAUUAUUUUGAAUAAUAAUGAUAAUCUUCAGAACAUAUGAUCAUAUAACUCAUAUAAAUCAUAUAAACCUUUUUAGAACUAUUUUAGUUCAACCAACCGGCUCUUAAAUACAAAACAAUUAUUUUUCUUAAACAUAUGUCCAGGUAAGAGUGA
This is a messenger RNA of Tachysurus vachellii, 1214 nucleotides long. RefSeq names its product visual pigment-like receptor peropsin. The transcript has 6 exons. NCBI's taxonomy places the organism in Eukaryota, Metazoa, Chordata, Actinopteri, Siluriformes, Bagridae. The coding region runs from base 1 to 738 and encodes 245 amino acids. Gene Ontology annotation, molecular function: G protein-coupled receptor activity. The record is from RefSeq and is a predicted model, not a curated record. Gene Ontology annotation, biological process: G protein-coupled receptor signaling pathway; visual perception. Gene Ontology annotation, cellular component: membrane; photoreceptor outer segment.